Messenger RNA from Setaria italica (foxtail millet), 1056 nucleotides. Its product is annotated as F-box/kelch-repeat protein At3g23880. The record is from RefSeq and is a predicted model, not a curated record. Lineage: Eukaryota; Viridiplantae; Streptophyta; Magnoliopsida; Poales; Poaceae. Gene Ontology annotation, molecular function: protein binding. The transcript has 2 exons. The coding region runs from base 1 to 1056 and encodes 351 amino acids.
AUGGACGCCGACGACGCUCCUCCUGUCGCCGACGGCAACUACGGCGUGCUGCCCGCGGACAUGCUCUACUACAUCUUACUCUGCCUACCGGCGAACCAUCUCUGCCGCCUCCGCCUGGUGUGCCUCUCGUGGCGGUCGCUCACGUCCGACCCGCUCUUCGCCAGGGCGCACUCGUCGCGCCAUCCGCACGUCGCCGCCCUUCACUGCUACCUCCAGGCGCUCGACGUCAUGGACCUGCACGACAAGAUCGUCGUCAGGAGGAUAUACCUCAGGCAGCCCAGCUUCUGCCUAGUCGCACAGCACAAUCUGAUCUGUGUUGGGUACACCCACGCCCACUACACAGCAUGGCGACGCGGCGCCUGCGUGCUCAGCCUGCAGCAGGGCACUGGUUCAACCAUCGCCGACUUAAGUAUGGAGCACGACAUGUCAGGCCGCUGCCGAAUGCCGCCCACAUUUAAGCUUGGGCAUGUCCCCUCCACCGGAGAGUACAAGGUAAUUCACCUGUACAUGCCCAUGGCGCCAGACAACUCCAUGGCCAUGGUGGACAGGUGCCAUGUCAUGACACUUGGUAGUGGCGACGGGAGGUGGAGGGAGAUGCGAAAACCUCCGUGCUGCUCCGACAUGGAGCCCGAUAGCAUAGCCUCGUUCGACUUGGCUACCGAGGAGUGGAGAUCAAGGAUACUCCAAGGGCCUGUACAACCUAGCACCAAAGAUGAGGUCCGGAUGCUAGUCGAGCUGGGUGACUGCUUGGUCAUGGUUCAUCACAACCUUAAAGAUUUGAUCACGGAUCUCUGGUUCAUAGAGGACAUGAACAAGUCGCUCUGGACCAAACGAUGUUCCAUACGGUGGGGGGCGACUCUUCUUGGUGUCAAACGCAUUGAGCGUGUCCGGCCGCUAAUGGUCUCAGAUGAUGGAAGGAUAGUUUUCUGGAUCCCUGCGGGAGCUGGGGUCAUUGGAGCAUAUGAUCCAAGAACAAGUACCUGGGUUGAUCUGGCAAAAAUGGGACAUUAUUUAACCGUCGCCACGCAUCAGGGGAUGAGUCUCUUAUUGAGCUAG